AUAGACCAGACAGACGGACUGCAAGAUUUAUUGCCGUCAACCUGAGGACUAAAGUAGUCGCGGUAGUAAUAGCAAACACACACGUGAGGUAGAGGCUUCAGAAAUCCUCCUCAAGUACCUUUCCCUGGUCUUAGCCACACACCCCGUCUAAUUCCAUUACUGGCCCAAGGUGUCUGUUCCUUAACUGUUGACAGGUUGUGGACACAGGAGUUGCAGAAGAAGCAGUUGUAGUUUGACACAAUCUAGUUCCCUCCUUUGUAACGUGAACAGGUUAUUGUUUACGACUAACUUUUCUCAAAUUCCUUUUUAGAAUACCUUUCACUGUUUUAAGCCCAAGAAUGACUCCACUCGAACGCCAUUUACUAAGGCAAACCGGCUUACAACUCCUCAAAGUCGAAAAUAAAUACCACCUUUUGUCGAUUAACAGAAAAGCAUGUUGUUUAUAUUUAUUAAUAUAUUUAUUAAUUUGUUAAUGUGGGGGGAUGGGCUCAAAUUAGGUAAAGAGGAAAAAACAUGUGUGCCUGCCCUGCUCUUUGUUGGUUUGAAGAAGUUUGAAUAUUGACAAGCCGUUAAAUCUCUGGGAUUAAGACACACCCAGUGGACGGGAGACCUUAUCACCAUUGGUAUUGAGUAUGAAGAAUACUAAGUAACACUGUUGGCUAUCUGAACACACCAGAUCUCUCCAAGCUCAUUCUGAGGUUUCUAUUUCCUGACACAUGUGUAGGAGAAAAAAAACAAGGCUGCGCAUACGAGUUGAAGUCCAAGUGUGCAGACACCGAGACAAUGGCCAGUCCUCAGCUCCACUUCAACACGGGGGCUGGGGGGCUGGCUAGUGGCUCGCGGGGGCAGCGCCGGCGCCGGGACCCCGGGCUGCAUGCCUUCCUACCACCGCCACCGCCACCACCACGUAGGCCUUGCUUGGCACCCAGUCCGGGGUUGUGGAGGACACUUACUCAUGGAAAAUGUAACCGGAGACACACAGCUGUCCCCUCAGAGAGACACACCAGUGUCGCAAUCUAUUUGGUGGUUGAACGACAAUUUAUUUUUCCACCCCCGUUCUGUUUGGCUUGUUACUAUUAACACAAUAGAAAACGAUAAAGUUAUAAAAGAAGGUGAUUUGGUCAGGCCCCGUCCUUUAAAACAAUCAUACAUACUGUAUUUCCAUAACUGGGAGUGUGUCUUGACAGGACUUUGGCACUGACACGGUAGCCUGAGUGGAAAUAACCAUUAAGAUCAAUCAAAGGGGGCUUGGUGCGUGCAAUGAGAACGGCACCCUGGAAGGCGGUUCCUAUCAGGUCAGCCGGGCUCCAACAUGGCCUGCCCUGCUGGUAUGUUUGGAUGUACCACUGCUGGGAUAAGGAGGGAAGGGAACGCGUCUCCGUUCGGGCCAAGGAGACAGAGCAGCUGUCUGAUGAGUGAGCCUGCCGUCCUUCAUGUCUGCCAGCGUUAUGGUCGACGUGGACAUCCCUUACGGCCCCCCCUCUCCCCUGGAAGACUCUGUCCUGGGGAGCCCUCUGUGUAGCCCCUCUCCCCUGGAGGACUCGAUGCUGGGCAGCCCCCUGUGCAGCCCCUCGCCGCUGGACCACUGCGCCCUGCACAGCCCCCUGUGCAGCCCCUCUCCUCUGGGCCACUCCGUGCUGGACAGCCCCCUGUGUGGCCACGAUGGCUUCAUCGGAGGCAUGGAGGGGCUGCAGGCCAGGUCCAAGUCCAUGGACGACGACGCCUUCAGUUCUCUGGGCGCGCACGAGUACCCGUCCUCCAGCACCGGCUCCGGGUCCGAAGGGUCCACCGCCCUAGAUGCGCUGACCCCGGCGUCCAGCCCCUCGUCGGGGGUCUACUCGUCGGCCCCCGCGGGCCCCGAGGAGGUCAGCUCCCAGGCCUCGGCCCUGAACCUGGAGUGCCGGGUGUGCGGUGACCGUGCCUCGGGCUACCACUACGGCGUGCACGCCUGCGAGGGCUGCAAGGGUUUUUUCCGGAGGACCAUUCGCCUGAAGCUUGAGUACGACAAGUGCGAACGCCGCUGCAAGAUCCAGAAGAAGAACCGAAACAAGUGCCAAUACUGCCGCUUCCAGAAGUGCCUCUCAGUGGGCAUGUCUCACAACGCCAUCCGCUUCGGCCGGAUGCCCCAGUCGGAGAAGCUGAAGCUGAAGGCGGAGCUGGUGACGGGGGAGCUGGAGGUGGAGGACCCCCGUCAGGCGGACCAGAAGACCCUGGCCCGGCAGAUCUACGAGGCCUACCUGAAGAACUUCAACAUGAACAAGGCCAAGGCUCGCACCAUCCUCACCGGCAAGACCAGCACCCCCCCCUUCGUCAUCCACGACAUGGACACCCUGCAGUUGGCCGAGCAGACCCUGGUGGCCAAGAUGGUGGGCACGGGGGGCGGCGGCCUGCUGGACCGCGAGGCGGAGGCCCGCAUCUUCCACUGCUGCCAGUGCACCUCGGUGGAGACGGUGACGGAGCUCACCGAGUUCGCCAAGUCGGUGCCGGGCUUCGCCGAGCUGGACCUCAACGACCAGGUGACACUGCUCAAGUACGGUGUGUACGAGGCGCUGUUCGCCAUGCUGGCGUCGUGCAUGAACAAGGACGGGCUGCUGGUGGCGUACGGCGCCGGCUUCAUCACGCGCGAGUUCCUCAAGAGCCUGCGGCGGCCCUUCAGCGACAUGAUGGAGCCCAAGUUCCAGUUCGCCAUGAGGUUCAACGCCCUGGAGCUGGACGACAGUGACCUGGCGCUGUUCGUGGCCGCCAUCAUCUGCUGUGGAGACCGGCCGGGGCUGGUGAACGUGGGUCACAUCGAGCGCAUGCAGGAGAACAUCGUGCAGGUGCUGCGGCUCCACCUGCUGGCCAACCACCAGGACGACGCCUUCCUCUUCCCCAAGCUGCUGCAGAAGCUGGCCGACCUGCGGCAGCUGGUCACGGAGCACGCUCAGCUGGUGCAGGAGAUCAAGAAGACGGAGGACGCCUCGCUGCACCCGCUACUGCAGGAGAUCUACCGUGACAUGUACUGACGGGUGGGGAGGUUGGAGCGUGCGGAGAGCAGCACGAGCAGCAAGCAGCAGAAGCGAAGGAAUUCUCCAUCAGCGAGUCGUCCGUACCACUGAAAGCCUACCUGCGAAGGAGUCAAGGCCUGCAACGCGGAGGAGCGCGCCUUUUGUAUUAUGCCGUGAAAUAGCCUACAAUCCCACAAAGCAAAGUUCGGAGAAGUCUGCCUUCGGAGGCGUCUCGGCUCACCGCUCGCCUCUCUUAACUCUACACGGGGGCCCA
Messenger RNA from Gadus chalcogrammus (walleye pollock), 3261 nucleotides. It is a transcript of the gene pparab, whose product is annotated as peroxisome proliferator-activated receptor alpha b. Gene Ontology annotation, cellular component: nucleus. Gene Ontology annotation, molecular function: nuclear receptor activity; RNA polymerase II cis-regulatory region sequence-specific DNA binding; zinc ion binding. NCBI's taxonomy places the organism in Eukaryota, Metazoa, Chordata, Actinopteri, Gadiformes, Gadidae. Bases 1434 to 3005 code for a protein of 523 amino acids. The transcript has 7 exons. The record is from RefSeq and is a predicted model, not a curated record. Gene Ontology annotation, biological process: negative regulation of transcription by RNA polymerase II; negative regulation of inflammatory response; cell differentiation.